Molecule: messenger RNA, 1101 nt
Organism: Cornus florida
Lineage: Eukaryota; Viridiplantae; Streptophyta; Magnoliopsida; Cornales; Cornaceae
Exons: 2
Coding region: 1-1101 (366 amino acids)
Biological process (GO): DNA integration
Molecular function (GO): nucleic acid binding; RNA-DNA hybrid ribonuclease activity
Source: RefSeq, a predicted model, not a curated record
AUGGGGGCCGGGAUUGGAAUUCAAUUGCAAACACUAGAAGGAACUACACUGAGCCAAGCAAUAAGACUAGAGUUCAGCGCGACCAACAAUGAGGUAGAAUACGAGGCGCUGAUAGCCGGGUUGAAGUUGGCUAAGGAAUUGAAGAUCAAGAAUCUGAUGGCUUAUAGUGACUCGCAACUAGUCAUUCAACAAGUCAAUGGGGACUAUGGAGCCAAGGAUGAGACUAUGGAAGUAUACCGUACUGCGGUUCUGCGUAAGGCGAAAGCCUUUAAUCAGAUCAGGUUUAUCCAGUUGCCGAGAGAGUAUAACGAAGAUGCCAUUCGCUUGGCUUGUAGCGCAUCUAGUUCUGGAGAUACUUUAGCUAGGGUCAUCCCGGUCGACAUACUGAUCCAACCUUCCAUUUUUGAGGAACUGCCUGAUCCGAGCACUCAACAUGUUAAUGUCAUACCAUAUGAGCCAAGCUGGAUUGAUCCAGUCAUGGACUACAUACGCAGUGAUACUCUCCCCGAGAGUAAGGACGAGGCAAGACGAAUCAGGUCCAGCGCAGCAAAGUAUGCCAUUGUGCGCGGUCAGUUAUAUAGACGCUCCUUCUCGGGUCCAUAUUUGAAGUGUGCUACCCCUACAAAAGCUAGACAGAUUAUACGAACCAUUCACGAGGGAGUAUGCGGAAAUCACUCCGGAGGAAGAUCUUUAGCACACAAAGCAAUGACACAGGGGAUGGACGUGGUUGGCCCUUUGCCGACUGCAAGAUCGCAGAAUAAGUACGUUCUGCUAGCUACUGAUUACUUCACCAAAUGGGUAGAAGCGGAGCCAUACCCUAGUGUCACCCAAACUCAAGUAAGACGCUUCAUCUGGAAUAAUAUUAUCUGCCGUUUUGGCAUACCAAGGUCAAUCGUGAUGGACAAUGGAACCGACCUCGAUAGCAAGCAAGUGAGAGAGCUGCUAGAGGAAUAUGGAAUCAAUCAAAAGUUAGCAGCAGUCAGUCAUCCUCAGGCUAAUGGUCAAGCCGAAAUCACAAAUAGGACAAUAUUUGCUUGUAUCAAGAAGAAGCUGGAGAAUGAAAAAGGCAAAUGGUUGGAUGAGCUACCGAACGUCUUGUAG